Molecule: messenger RNA, 1651 nt
Organism: Pistacia vera
Lineage: Eukaryota; Viridiplantae; Streptophyta; Magnoliopsida; Sapindales; Anacardiaceae
Product: ethylene-responsive transcription factor CRF2
Exons: 1
Coding region: 463-1455 (330 amino acids)
Biological process (GO): regulation of DNA-templated transcription
Molecular function (GO): DNA binding; DNA-binding transcription factor activity
Source: RefSeq, a predicted model, not a curated record
GUUUUGGUUCCCACCUCCACUGUGCUUCUUCUUCUCCUUUAUCAUUCUCUCUUAUCUCUUCGUCACUCGGUACUGCUACUACUCAAAACUCUCUCUUCUUUGUUCCACCGUAUCUUUCCUAUCCGUACAACUAUUCUUUGUUGGGUUUAUUGCUCUCUGCCUCUGGGCUUACCCAUUUUCUCCUUUUUAGCGUGUAACUUUCUUUGAAAUUUCUCGUCCUUUAAUAACUUUUUUUUCCCCCUUAUAAGUUAGUAUUCAAUUCAAUAAUGCUAGAUUUCUCUCCGUUUCAAGCUUCUCUUUAACGUCUGCUCUCUUCAUCAGCUUUCUUUUUAGCCAUCUUUAUUCUCCUCGUGUCUUGCCUCAAAGGAAUCUCUCACUCCUUUUUUCCACUCUAUUUCUGUGUUUCACGCCUUCUCCCCCGCACGCUCACUUCACUUUCAAUGCGAAUCUGAAAAAUCAUCCAUGGAUCAAAGUAUUAUCCCUUCAAUCAAAUACUCUGAACACCUUAACCACACCAAACUUCUCACUGCUUCCUCAACAACAUCACCGCCAGAAAUGAAGCCCCGAGUUGUACGGAUUUCAGUCACUGAUGGUGACGCCACUGACUCCUCUAGUGACGAAGAGUGCGAACUUUACACGCGACCUCGGGUCAAGAAGUUUGUCAACGAGAUUACAAUAGAGUCUUGUUCCAACGAAAACGAUGCCGUUUGGAGAAGUAAGUCAAGGAUUGCAAGAAAAAAAUCAUCUGGAAAAGUUGGAGUUCAGGCGAAUCUUAAGCCGGCGGCGAAGCAACUGGUUGGUAAGAAGUUUAGAGGUGUACGACAGAGACCUUGGGGAAAAUGGGCGGCUGAGAUUAGAGAUCCUCUGCGACGUGUACGGUUGUGGUUAGGUACUUAUGAUACUGCCGAGGAGGCAGCCAUGGUUUAUGACAACGCGGCCAUUCAGCUACGUGGACCUGAUGCCCUUACCAACUUCACUACUCCUCCGACGAAAUUUCCGCCACAAAAUAAGCAGGCAGUUAGCUCCGGCUAUAACUCCGGUGAAGAGUCUCACAACAACAUUAACAAUCUUGACUCUCCUGUCUCAGUCCUCCGUUGUCCCUCUCCUUCCAACGAAGAAGCCGAGUCGCAAACGAGCAAAGAAACACGAGAUGUCGCGAGUGAAGCACGAGAUAUGCGAGAAGAAUCGUGUGUGUCGGAAAGUUUCUCCGAGUUCUCAGAUUAUUCAACGUUCGAUACGUUGUUCAGUAACGAUGUUUUCGAUUUUAAUAGCUCCGUGCCUGAUUUAUUUGACGAGGACAGUGUAAAAGCUGGGAUUUACAAGUUUGAUUUCGAUGAUAUGUUUUUGGACUCGGAUCCGGAUUUCGGGUUCGGACUUCCGAGUUGGCGUGCGGAUGACCAUUUUCAAGAUAUCGGUGACUUAUUCGCGUCGGAUCCUCUUAUUGCUGCUAUCUAAAGUUCUGUGUAAAACCAAGUCUGGCCAUCGUGAAUGCCGGUUUUUCGGCAAGUUUUGUUGUCGGCGGGAAUGAAAAUAUCGGAUGUCUUUUUGUUUUUCGUUUUUUUUUUUUUUCAAUUUUGUUUUGUAUUUUGUUAUUUUAUAAAAUAUUACUGUGGACUCCGUCAAAGUAACGGUGACGGACGAGUUUGGCUAA